Messenger RNA from Motacilla alba alba, 2246 nucleotides. Its product is annotated as class E basic helix-loop-helix protein 22-like. The transcript has 2 exons. NCBI's taxonomy places the organism in Eukaryota, Metazoa, Chordata, Aves, Passeriformes, Motacillidae. The record is from RefSeq and is a predicted model, not a curated record. Bases 31 to 525 code for a protein of 164 amino acids.
GCCUUCUCCUCCCUUCUUCUCCCGCCCCCGAUGCGUGUGUGCGCGGACGGCGCCCGUCAGUCCCCGAGCCGCCCCCGGCCCGCGCCCGCCUCCAUCAGCACCGGUGGCGGCGGCCGCAGCAACAACCUGCCCUCGCCAUGUUGGAAGGAAGCGACGUCAGGGCCGCAGCCGGAGCGGGAGGAAGCGGCGGCCGUGUCCCGGGAGGCAGGGCGGGCGGAGGGAAGCGGGAGGGCAGGGGGCAGUCGCCUUCUGCCCGCCCCGCGGCCGCGCUACAGGUGGAGCGGAGCCGCGGGAGGCAGCGAAGAGGGACGCACGGAGAUGGCCGCUGCCACCUGGGAGCUGGAUGAGGAGGAGGGGCAGGGCUUCCCUUCCGGGCCACCAGCUCUAGGAGGUGGAGGAGGAGACGGAGGAGGAGGAAGGCUCUCUCGGGAUGCGCCACCUGCUCCUAAAGGGCGGGCUUCGCUGAGGCUUGGGCUCUCCCUGAGAGAGGAGCUGCCCUCCUUCCACGGCCGCCGCCUUCCCUGACGAGAAGCGCCUGGGGCUGCGGCUCACGGGGAGCGAGCGGAGAGCAGCGCCCGGCACCCAGAGAGAAGGGACAGGAGAAGCGCAUUGGGGCGUGGGAGGUGUCCGGGCUCCCCGGGGCAGUCCCUCAGCCCCUCCCCUCCCCGCCUGGUGCUGUGGCGCUGGGCGCGCCGCCCCUCGGGCGCGGAGGAGGGCUGCGCCUGCGAGUUCGCGUGGUACCCUUCCUCUAUCGCCUGCAUCCUCUAACUAAAGCGCUGUCGUCCCGCGUUUCUUCCCACUGCACGUGCACUAGGAGUAUAGAGCAUUGAAAAAAAAAUAAUAAAAAGCUCAGGUCGACCCUGCCUAACUGUUAAACAGCCUGCAUGCAUUUAGUGAAGAUGAAUUUCCCAGUUCACUAAACCUUGUCUCUGCUGGGCUUGUGAAGGAGAAAUGAUGUCUUCUUGACACUCACAGUGGUUCAGUGAGCAGAGUGGGAAGAAGGAAGGAGACAAGUUCCUCUCCUGAAUUUCUGAUCAGCAGGUGAAUGUUCACUGCUGGUCUAACUUUCUCUGGUGCCUGAUGAUGUAGUCUGGGAGAGCUCUUUCCACUAUUUCAGAAAUGUGAUUUCAGUCCUGUAGAGGUAAAAUCAGUGCCUAUAUUGCAACAGCUUGCAGCUGAAAGGCUAUUUAGGAAGUUCAUGGUUCAUCCUGUGAAACUGUGUGCAAAAGACCUGGUCCAUGGAAAAUUCUGAGAGUCUUACAUGGGUAGCGCAUCGAAACACACAGAAAGGAUGGAUGUAUUUAAAAGGAAAAGGAAUAUUACCCCAAAGAAUAUUGGGAAAUACACAAUGAAGGCUGGGAAAACACAGUCAUCUCUCCGUAGAGAGCAGGAAAUUAUUAUCUUUGGAGCUAGAAACUCUGGACUUUGAACCACUGCAUGAAGCUGCAAUGGUUGUUUUAGUUGUUUUAUUUCCUUGAACAGGUUUGUUUGGUUUACGCAAGUUUUCAUGAACUCAGUCCUUACCUUGUUAUUCAUCAGGCACUAAUUGAAUACACUUGGGAAGGAUUACCCUCUACUUGCUCUCCAUUGAUUAUGUUUCUCCUAACCUUCCACUUGUUUGCCCUUGUCAGGAAUUGGGAUUCUGACCUAAUCCUUGAUCUGACCCAUGAAGGCUUUGUCUGUCCAAGUAGAGAAGCCAGAGAAAACUGCUUUAAAUGUCAUUUCAGAAAGAAAAAUAAGUUCCUUUUCACUUCCUGAUGUGCAGGUAGGGCUUUGGUGAGUUUAUUGUACACAGUAACUCCUCUUAGCAAAUGAAAGAGCACAUUUUUACUGCAUUACAAAAAUUUGUUAGGCAUAACCGGAAAUUUUGUUUGUUCGGCAGAAGGAUGAUGGUGCUGGAGACUCUGCCCUUUUCAGCUUGACCUCUUGCCACCUCCACUGGUGAGUGUGUGGAGGCAAGGACUGCUUAACUCAGUGUUGCUGGAACUUCUGCAGGGCUGGGAUGUGGUUGCCAGCCAGUGUAAGGGGUAACCUCUGACUCACCCUAGCACCAAAGAUGAGAAGGGCCUGUCCUGUGGGAGAAGGGAGAAGUGCUGACACUUGACACUCUUCCUCCAUCUGCCUUGACUUCUGAGUUGUGACAUGCAAGACCCAUGAUGGGGUUGGAGUUGCUGGACCCUGUGAAGGUGGUGGGCUGGCAGUGUGAGGUCACCGUGGCAGCUGUGGCUGCACAGGGCCCAGGAAGG